This is a messenger RNA of Symbiodinium pilosum, 6048 nucleotides long. The record is from the annotation of a GenBank genome assembly. NCBI's taxonomy places the organism in Eukaryota, Dinophyceae, Suessiales, Symbiodiniaceae.
AUGACCGAAAAGGCUAAACAGAACCGUAGACCUUGGCACAGUCUGCCGUUGGACGGCUGUUUUGCCGAGAUUGGUGCAUCCACUGAAGGGCUGACGGUAUUGGAAGCUGCAGCGCGUCUAGAAGCGCAUGGACCAAACCUUGUACAGGCAGAGCGCCAGCCCAGUCCGGUUAGACGCUUUUUCCGACAGUUCAACAAUGUUCUGCUUUAUGUGCUGAUCGUGGCUGCGCUGCUCACAGCCCUGCUGGAUCAUUGGCUCGAUACCGCGGUGAUUGUCGCGGCGGUGUUCGUCAAUGCCAUCGUCGGUUUUGUACAGGAGGGCAGGGCGGAGCAAGCCAUUCGUGCCAUUCGCCAGAUGCUGAGCACAAAGGUUUCCGUUAAACGGGCUGGCAGUUUUGUCGAAAUCGAUGCUCAAAAGCUGGUUCCCGGAGAUGUCAUUACCCUGCAGGCGGGCGACCGUGUGCCGGCUGAUGCGCGGAUUUUCGAUAGCCGAAAUGUGGAGGUUGACCAGUCAGUGCUGACGGGUGAAUCGGUAGCCGUGGACAAACAUGACGCCGAUCUGGCGACGCAGGUGGACAUGCAGGACCGUAGCAACAUGGUUUAUGCCGGCACAUUGAUGACGCGUGGUUCGACAAACGCUCUGGUGCUUGCCACCGGGGCCGAAACUGAAAUGGGCCUUAUUUCCGGAGCGUUACAAACCAUCGAGUCUCUCUCGACGCCAUUGCUCGAUAAAAUUUCGCUGUUUUCGCGGCGGAUGUCGCUGUUAAUUCUGGUUAUCUCUGGUGGCGUUGCGUUGUUCGGCGCGUACAUGCACGGCUAUGCCCUGGCGGAGAUGCUCAUCGCAGCGGUAAGCAUUGCGGUUGCUGCAAUUCCUGAGGGGCUGCCGGCAGUCAUUACCAUCACGCUUGCCAUCGGUGUGCGUAAGAUGGCGCGGUGUAAUGCCAUCGUGCGCCGCCUGCCAGCGGUGGAAACCCUGGGGGAGGUCGAUGUCAUCUGUACUGACAAGACCGGUACGCUGACAGCCAACGAAAUGACCGUACGUGUGGUACUCACGGCAGCAGGGAAACAUAUCGUCAGCGGAGUCGGCUAUAGCGAGCCAGGAGAGAUCAGCGCGGACAAUGGUGAGCGCGCGUCUGCCCUGAUUGCGGAAUUAGCAACCGCCGGGGUCUGCUGCAAUGACGCUCGCGUGGAUGUUGAUGCCCACGACGACAGCGUAGUGGGUGAUCCCAUGGAAGCGGCACUGAUUGUGUUGGCGCGUAAAGCAGGGAUCGACAGCGAAGCAACCCAGGAUGCUCUGCCCCGCAUCGACUUGAUACCGUUUGAAUCUGAACAGCGCUUCAUGGCGACCCUGCACCGCACUGCUGAUGAUGGCGGUGUGCUGUAUGUCAAAGGCGCACCGGAAACGGUGCUUACAUUCUGUGUGUCCGAGUUAACUGUUGAUGGGUCCCAGCCCAUCUCGAUGGAGCGUUGGCACACGGGUGUUUCUGAUCUGGCCUGCAGUGGCCAUCGGGUGCUUGCGCUGGCGCGGUACGAGUUGGCCCAAGCAUCCACCAGUAUUGAAGAUCUGGGCUGGCAGGGUAAGUUGCAGCUGCUGGGUGUGAUCGGCGUCGUUGACCCGCCACGUGCGGAGGUUGCUGAGGCUUUAAUCCGCUGCCGGGGUGCUGGUAUCGAAGUCAAGAUGAUUACUGGUGAUCAUGUAGAAACCGCCUUGGCCAUCGGCGGCGAUUUGCAACUGGCGGAGAACCUGACGGUGAUCAGUGGCGAUGCGCUUGAUGGCAUGAGUCCGUCCGCUCUGGAUCAGGCGGCGGUGGACAACCACAUCUUUGCGCGCACCAGUCCGAUGCACAAGCUGUUGCUGGUACAGAGCCUGCAGAAACAAGGGCACAUCGUGGCCAUGACGGGUGAUGGGGUAAACGAUGCUCCGGCGCUUAAACGUGCCAAUGUGGGUGUGGCGAUGGGGCGUAAAGGUACCCAGGCCGCGCGCGAUGCGGCACAUAUGGUGCUGGCGGAUGACAAUUUUGCCUCCAUUGUCGGUGCCGUUGAGGCCGGCCGCAUUAUUUACGACAACAUACGCAAAAGUGUGGUGUUCCUGUUGCCGACCAGCGUUGCCGAAGCGCUGGUCAUUGCUAUCGCGCUGAUAUUUGGUUUGCAGCUGCCCAUGACCCCGGCGCAGAUCUUAUGGAUUAACAUGAUCACUGCGGUCACGUUGGGUGUUGCGCUGGCUUUCGAGCCUGGUGAGGGAUCUGUCAUGCAGCGCCCGCCGGUUCCCUCGCGUGAAUCGCUGAUGAGUCCGAUGGUGUUGUGGCGUACUGCGUUUGUCAGCCUGUUGAUGUUUUCAGGCAUCAUGCUUGUGUUCACCCUGGUAUCUACUGACCACUCUGUGGAAUACGCGCGCACGGUUAGCGUGAACACCCUGGUACUGUUUGAGAUCGUCUACCUUCUGAAUGUAAGGCACCUGCAGUACUCGUCGAUGAGUAUGUCCGGCUUGCUGGGCAACCCGGUAUUGUUUGGCGUCAUUGGCGUGGUGAUAUUUCUGCAGUUGUUGUUUACCUUCACGGCACCCUUUCAACUCCUGUUUGAAUCCAGAACGCUGGAUGUGCAGACCUGGGCCCUUAUCGGGCUUGCCGGGGCAGUGUCGGCGACGUUCACCCGGGACGGCUCGCUCAACAUCGCUGAGGUGGCGUUAGACCGGCAAAUCGCUGCAGGACAUGGCAACGAUGUGGCGAUCAAAUUUCUGCGUAAAAAUGGCAGCGCCGAAUCUAUCUCUUAUGCUGAAUUGACAGCCGCGACGGCGUGCUUCGCCAGUGCGCUGGAUGCGCAUGACGUUGCGCGUGGUGGUCGGGUGUUCAGCUUGCUGGGGCGAGUUCCGGAACUGUAUGUGACCGCACUCGGCACGCUGCGCCGCGGUGCUGUGUUUACCCCUUUGUUUUCCGCGUUUGGUCCGGAGCCGAUUCGCACCCGAAUGGAAAUUGGCAGCGCUGACGUGCUGGUGACCACCGCAUCAUUGUUUCGCCGCAAAGUCGCGUCGUGGUUUAAGCAGCUCGACAGCUUGAAACACGUCAUCAUUAUUGAUGGCGAACCUGAUGAUGCCCCCGCUGGUACCCUGCAUUACAGCACCUUCAUGGAUGCCGGCGUGCUGGACUAUCCGGCAGUGGCCACUGCGCCAGAUGACCUGGCUCUGAUUCAUUUCACCAGCGGCACCACAGGCAGACCCAAAGGUGUUAUGCAUGUGCAUGAAGCGGUUGUCGGGCACCAUGUCUCAGCGGCUGCGGCCUUAGAUAUGCAUCAGGGUGACAGGUACUGGUGUACGGCAGAUCCGGGUUGGGUAACAGGUACGUCCUACGGCAUCAUUGCGCCACUGACCCAUGGCGUGCAUCUGCUUGUUGAUGAAGCGGAAUUUGAUCCACGGCGCUGGUAUCAGAUACUCGCUGAGGAGCGGGUGAAUGUCUGGUACACAGCACCCACCGCGAUCCGCAUGCUGAUGAAAGCAGGUCUGGAGCUGACCCGUGAACACCAAUUUCCGGAUCUCCGUUUUAUGGCCAGUGUCGGUGAGCCGCUUAAUCCUUCCGCAGUACUCUGGGGGCAGGAAGCGUUCGGCCAGCCGUUUCACGACAACUGGUGGCAGACGGAAACCGGCUGCAUCAUGAUUGCUAACUGCCCGGGGGAAGAAGUAAAACCGGGCGCAAUGGGUAAGGUGCUGCCGGGUGUGGAAGCUGCGGUUGUCGCGCAAAACGCUCCGAGCGAACAGCUGGGCACCGAUCAAGUUGGAGAACUUGUGCUGCGCAAAGGCUGGCCGUCAAUGAUGCGCGGUUACAUAAAUGAGAUGCAGCGUUACGAACGCUGUUUCUCGGGUGAUUGGUAUCAAACCGGGGAUCUGGUUAAACGUGACGUGGACGGGUAUUUCUGGUUCAUCAGUCGCGCUGACGACGUCAUUCAGUCCGCCGGUCAUUUGAUCAGCCCGUUUGAAGUGGAAAGCACAUUGCUGGCCCAUGCUGCGAUAGCGGAAGCUGCGGUGAUCGGAUUGCCGGACGAAACCAUGGGUGAGGCGGUGGCGGCAUUCGUGGCGGUCAAUCCCGGUUACCAGUGGGAUGAAACCCUGCAGCGAGAAGUCAUGGCCCACGCGCGUAAACGCCUGGGUCCAUCAGUGGCACCGCGCAGCAUCGAGUGUUUACCCGAGCUGCCGCGCACCCGUAGCGGCAAGAUCAUGUUUGAAGAUAAGUGCGCAGAACUCUAUAGCCAGGAAAAGAUUCGCGGCUUUCUCCAUUUAUACGAUGGUGAGGAAGCGGUGGCGGUUGGCAUCAUCCCGAAUCUCGAAGCACGCGACGCGGUUGUCGCAACCUAUCGCGAACACGGACAUGCCCUGGUACGCGGUGUGUCGAUGACUUCGAUUCUGGCUGAAAUGCUCGGCAAACAAACCGGCUGCAGCCGCGGUCGCGGCGGCUCAAUGCAUUUGUUUGAUCGCGCCACGCGGUUCUAUGGUGGCAAUGCCAUUGUAGGCGGUGGCCUGCCCAUGGCCGUGGGUCUCGCGCUGGCCGCAAAGAUGGCCGGGCGUGACGAGGUGGUGGUGUGUUUCUUCGGCGAAGGUGCGGUUGCAGAAGGAGAGUUUCACGAAAGCCUCAACCUGGCACAACUGUGGCAGCUGCCGGUGUUGUUUGUCUGCGAAAACAAUGGUUACGCCAUGGGCACGGCGUUAUCACGGUCUGAAUCUGAGAUUGACCUGGUGAAGAAGGCCGAGAGUUACGACGUGUCUGCCCAGAGUGUGGAUGGCAUGGAUGUCAUUGCCGUGACGUUGGCUGCACGUGCCGCUGUGGCUCAAGUACGAGCAGGUCAGGGGCCGGUGUUUUUAGAGUGCAAAACCUACCGUUUCCGCGCCCAUUCCAUGUUUGAUGCACAAAAGUAUCGUGACAAAGCCGAGGUGGAAGAGUGGCGCCAGCGGGGCCCGAUAGUGCGUUUUCAGAACUGGCUGAUGGAUUCACAUGUUAUCCAUCAAAGCGACAUCGAUGAGAUUGAGGCGCGCGUGAUGGCAGAGAUUGACAGCGCAACAGCCGCUGCGGAAGAGGCCCCGUUCGAGUCGGUUGAUCAAUUGUAUGAACACGUUUACGGGGUUGGUAUGUGUGCUGCUAUGCGGGCUGAUGAGCGCGUGUUUCUCAUGGGUGAAGACGUCGGCCGCUACGGCGGAUGUUAUGGCGUCAGCGCAGGCAUGUUGGAGGAGUUUGGAGAUGAGCGGGUACGCGAUACCCCGCUGGCGGAGUCUGGUUUCACCGGUGCCGGCAUCGGUGCCGCCAUGGGCGGCAUGCGCCCCAUUGUUGAGCUGAUGACGGUUAACUUCAGUCUGUUAGCUCUGGAUCAGAUCAUGAACACGGCGGCGACCGUGCGGCACAUGUCCGGCGGGCAGUUUGGUGUGCCCAUCGUUAUUCGCAUGGCCACCGGUGCGGGUAAACAACUGGCGGCUCAACAUUCCCAUAGCCUGGAAGGUUGGUAUGCACACAUCCCGGGUCUGAAAGUGGUUGCGCCUGCCACCGUUGAAGAUGCGCAGGGUAUGCUGCAGGCAGCCCUGGAUGAUCCCGAUCCGGUGCUGAUUUUUGAAAAUGUCAUGUUGUACAACACAAAAGGUGAGGUAGGUGAUCCGUCGGCUGUACAGCUGGAAGGAGCGGCAGUUCGUCGUCCUGGCGCCGACCUCAGCUUGCUGACCUACGGCGGCUCGCUGUUCAAGGCUCUGGCUGCAGCGGAGCAACUGUCCGGGCAGGGACUGGAUGUGGAAGUGAUCGAUCUGCGCUGUCUGCGCCCGCUGGAUGAUGCAACCAUCAUGGCGUCGGUGAGUAAAACCCGGCGUGCCCUGAUUGUUGAUGAAGGCUGGCGUUCGGGCAGUCUGGCUGCGGAAGUUUCGGCGCGCAUCAUGGAGCAGGCAUUCUGGUCUCUGGACGCGCCGGUAGAGCGUGUGUGCAGUGCAGAGGUGCCUAUUCCUUACGCCAAACAUAUGGAAGCGGCCAGCAUUCCCCAGGUUGAGACCAUCGUCGCAAAAGCUCGUGCGAUGUGUAUGUCCGCAUGA